Cheilinus undulatus (humphead wrasse) is the source of this 975-nucleotide messenger RNA. Its product is annotated as odorant receptor 131-2-like. NCBI's taxonomy places the organism in Eukaryota, Metazoa, Chordata, Actinopteri, Labriformes, Labridae. The record is from RefSeq and is a predicted model, not a curated record. Bases 160 to 975 code for a protein of 271 amino acids. Gene Ontology annotation, molecular function: G protein-coupled receptor activity. Gene Ontology annotation, cellular component: membrane. Gene Ontology annotation, biological process: G protein-coupled receptor signaling pathway. The transcript is spliced from 2 exons.
UCCUCAUCUGAUGUCCAUAACGUGACGGUGUCUGUGAGUCUUUGGGACUCUUUCAGCACAGCUGUGGCUAAAAAUGUGAUUGUUUUGGCUCUGGGCAUCACCAUCAACUACAUCAACAGCACCCUGAUACACACCUUCAGGAAACACCAGAUAUUCUACAUGAACCCCCGUUACGUCCUCUUCAUCCACCUGGUGGUGAAUGAUAUGAUCCAGCUCACUACAACAAUCAGCCUGUUUGUCUUCAGUUACAUCUUCUACAGGAUCAACGCCUCCCUCUGCUGCCUCAUUAUAACUCUGGCCGUCUUAACGACCCUCAACACACCGCUGAAUUUAGCCGUCAUGGCGGUGGAGUGCUACGUCGCUGUUUGUUUACCUCUCAGACACGCUGAGCUGUGUACCAUCAGAAGAACGUAUUUCCUGAUUGGAGGGAUUUGGGCUCUGAGCACCACCACCGUACUGCCUGAUGUCUUUGUCUUCCUAGCCACUGAGCCUGUGUCACGUUUCUAUUCUGUGGUUUUCUGUUCCUCCAGUAACAUCUUCAGACACCCCAUCCAUGUGAAGAAGAAGGAUGUAGUCUACACCGUGUUCCUGAUCAGUGUUUGGCUCAUUCUCCUCUACACUUACAUUAUGAUCUUCAUCGCCGCUAAAGGAGCAAAAUCCGCUGAUGGAGAUGCAAAGAAGACAAGGAAUACAAUCCUGCUCCACGGGUUUCAGCUGCUGUUAUCCAUCCUCUCAUACGUCUACAGUCAGAUCGUGAAAUCUAUGUCCUACCUGUUUCCUAAAUAUUAUCUUCAUGCAGUCUUUGUUGCCUACAUCAUCAUACAGAUCCUUCCCAGGUUCAUCAGUCCGAUUGUGUACGGGCUCAGAGAUAAGACGUUCAGACAGCAUUUAAAGAAAUAUCUGCUCUGCCCAGAGAGAACGAGCAUCCAGCCCUGGACAGAAGCAAAGGACACGUCAAUGGGCGGACUAAGAUGA